This is a messenger RNA of Monodelphis domestica (gray short-tailed opossum), 794 nucleotides long. The record is from RefSeq and is a predicted model, not a curated record. NCBI's taxonomy places the organism in Eukaryota, Metazoa, Chordata, Mammalia, Didelphimorphia, Didelphidae.
GGGUAUAUCUCCAUGAAUAACUUAAAUGACCCUCCACAUUGGAAUAUCCAGCCUAAUUCGAGGGCAGAGGGUGGUGAUGGAAGCAGAUGGAAUUAUGCUCUUCUGGUUCCCAUGCUGGGAUUAGCUGCUUUUCGUUGGAUUUGGUCUAGAGAGUCUCAGAAAGAAAUAGAAAAGGAAAGACAAGCAUAUUACCAGAAAACAGUUGCUUUCCAGCAGGAUCUUGAAGCUAAAUACCAUGAUAUUAUCUCAGAAAACCGUAGUGCAGUGGCUCAUUUGUCUUUGGAGCUUGAAAAGGAACAUAAUAGAACAACUAGCUAUCGUGAAGCCCUCAUUUCUCAGAGUCGAAAAUUAGUAGGGAAACUUCUGGAACAAGAACGGGCACAGGUAAUGCAAGAAAAGCAGCAGCUACAACCCUUGAAAAGUGUAUAUCAAUACUACUUAGACAAGGAAGAAAAUUGGCAUAAAAAGGCUACCCAUUUGCUGAGAGAAUUUGAAGAAGCACUUAUAGAACAACAGAAUAUCUACUGUAGUCUGGUUCUUCCUCGAACCCGGCGCCUGGAAAUCGAGAAAAGGUUGUUGGUUCAAGCAUCCAUCGAUCCAGUUGCUUCUGACCUAGAGAUGGUAUCUGGUUUAACAGAUAUAUUUAAGCAUGACACAUAUUGUGGGGAUAUGUGGAAUUCCAACAAACGCCAAAAUGGAAGACUCAUGUGGCUCUAUCUCAAAUACUGGGAAUUAAUUGUUGAAUUGAAAAAGUUUCAGAAAGUGGAGAAAUCCAUAUUAGAAAAUUAAGAGAA